GCGCGCGGACGGGCGGACGAGCGGGAGAGGGCGCAGCGCGGCCGGCGGGCCCUGCGCAGUGGCGGUGGCAUGGGCGCGGGCAUCGGCGCGGGCUGCGGGAGCCCGGCUUUCUGGCCGGCCCGGCCGGCUGGCGGUCACCGCGCGUCGCAGCUUCUGCUGUCCACGGGGAGGCGGUCCCCGCAGCCGGCUCAACUUGCCUCGGCGCCUCUGUGAGGAGCGCAGCACGGAGAGAGCUCGCGGGGCGCGAUGCCUCCGGCCGGCGGCCCCCGCACACCGCGCCCGCACGCGCUGCCCCACAGCCUGUCCCGUUUGCGCGAGUGCCCGGGCCGUUCCCGCAUCGUGCUGGCUCUCGGGGCCACGCAGAUGGCGCUCGGAUGCCUCAUCGUGGCCGUGAGCUUCGCGGCGCUCGCGCUCACCACCUCGGCCCGCGUGCGCCACUCCUGCCCUUUCUGGGCCGGCUUCUCGGUGCUGCUGUCUGGACUCAUUGGUGUCGUCUCCUGGAAGAGGCCUCUCUCACUUGUGAUUACCUUCUUCAUGCUGCUUUCUGCGGUGUGUGUGAUGCUCAACCUCGCUGGCUCCAUCCUCUCCUGCCAGAAUGCCCAGCUCGUCAGCUCCCUAGAAGGCUGCCAGCUGAUAAAGUUCGACAGCGUGGAGGUGUGCGUCUGCUGCGAGCUGCAGCACCACUCAUCCGGAUGCAGCAACCUCGGGGAGACACUGAAGCUGAACCCGCUGCAGGAGAACUGCAACGCUGUGCGGCUGACCUUGAAGGAUCUUCUCUUCAGCGUGUGUGCCCUCAACGUCCUCUCCACCAUCGUGUGCGCAUUGGCCACAGCCAUGUGCUGCAUGCAGAUGGUCUCUGCUGAUGUCCUACAGAUGUUCUUCCCACAGAGGUCCCACUCGGCCAGUGCUGCCUGCGUGACUCCACAUGGCACCAUUCUCCACCAGACCCUAGACUUCGAUGAGUUCAUUGCCCCCCUCCCGCCUCCACCCUACUACCCUCCAGAAUACACCUGUACGCCCACAGCGGAGGCCCACAGGGGCCUCCACCUGGACUUCGCUUCCUCCCCCUUCAGCACCAUAUACGAUGUCGCCAUUAACAGCCCUGGCAUGCUGUAUCCUGCUGAGCUGCCCCCACCAUAUGAGGCCGUGGUGGGUCAGACGCCUGCCAGCCAGGUUCCAAGUGUCGAUCACCAGGUGGCCGACUCCAGUUCCGGGGACCCCAACACAGCUGCUGGCUUCAGCACACCAGUGCCUGCUAGUAGCACGAGUCUCCCAACAUCAGAGGGUGCCACCUCACUGGGUCCAAGCCACCCCUCCCCUGAUGGCACUCUGGACACCCCACCGCCACUUCUACCUACUCCAGUCUCUCACCACAUGUCACCAGAAGCAACAACCUUGAGCACACAGGCACAGCCAAGCCCAGGGCGUGUGGCCCGCUCCGCCAGCGACCCCACCUCCCGCGCAUUCAGUGAAGCAGUCUCUGCAUCGCGCCCCGCCACGGCCGCCGGUCAGCACCAGCUCCCGUCCGCCGGCAACCAAGAUACCUGGAAAACGGACCAAGGGACCAAGCCGGAGACCUUACAGACCGUCUCCAAAGAACGGCCGCACUCCUUAGUGGAGAGCAAGGGCUACACGGACACCAGGGUCUUGGUGGCUAAGUUCUUGGAACACUCACACUGUACCCUCCCUUCAGAGGUGCGACAUGUGGUGGGCACCGUCCGCUCAACAGUCACCUCGGAGGAGCCCAGGGUGGAGGAGGCCAUCUUUGGUGCUGGCGUCCUGGACCAGCUAUGAAGCAGCUACAGACCUGGAUGUAGACACUGAUGGUCCCAGUGCCUGCAAGUCCAGUCCUGCAUGAUGCCACCGAGUUUGACAGAGAGAGGCCUUUGGCCUGCAGGGCAGAGAACAAUCAGAAUACCCAGGCGAGGCUCUCUGGUGGCCCGGGCAGGGAACUGUUACUCUUUCUCCCAUCGGUUGUCUUCCCAGGGACUGUUUGCCCCCUGUCCCACUAACUCAGCAAGCUCUGCUUGCGUCAGGGGGGAUAGCACCUUGAACUGAAGAAUGUGACCGGAAUCCCUAUCUAGGGACAGGUGACACUUAUGGAACCUAAGGACACUGUAUCUGUUCCGAAUCAAGGCCUUUGGCACAAGGUUAUCUUCUGGGCCCAGUUCAGCUCAGUGUUACCUGAGCAGAAGGUGGCAGCAGCAAUGGAGCCAUGUGACUGGUAUCACUUGGAGCGGAACCUUUAAAGAAUCCAGACCCAUCACUUCCUUUCCAAGGAAAUAGGCAACGCUAGCACAGCCUGGACCCACAUUUUUGAUCACUGGGCUAUCAUGCAAAUAAAUCUACCAUGAAAACUCUUCCUAGGCACGCUUGGACAGCGAGCAGGUGUCGUGAAGGCUUGAAAUGCCCGCCUCCUUGUGUCCUGGGCCUCCCCUCUAGGCCUCUGACUGUGAGCUGCUACCCCCACGUCCUUCCCUGGGUCCCUCCCCCAUGGCCUCCCAUUGUUUAACCACAGCAAAUAACUGUCACUUGUGUCUUAGCAAUAGGCUCCUCUCUGCAUCCCUCGGAGGGCUUCCCCUGGUAUCUGACAUCACCCAACCGAGCUGGGUAGGUCACAAUGCUGGCUAAGAUGCGUUUAUCUCUGCUAUGUGUGCACCUUUGGCCAAGGCAUGCCUUCGUGAGCCAGAGUUGCUCCUCCUCGAUUCAGGUGGCAGCAGGCACACCUGUGUUGAGGGAUGCAGAUGGUCAGUCACUUAUUUCUGGGAGAAUAUAGAAGCAGAGCAAAACCAGCUGGGGCAUAGCCAGGUGACUUUGGGGAAGAUGACCACCCCCAGACUUUCUGGCUGUUCAGACCUCAUUUUCUGGCCCGAUCAACAGUAACCAUGUCUCAGCAAUGGGUCCAGAGCAACGCUGCCUGCAAGAACUUCCUGGAAAAAUGGAAACCCCAUAUCUGAUUCAUCCAAAGCAGCAGCUCCAAGCACGUGAGAUCACUGUACCCCAAUUGGCCUGUGAGCCUUGAUAUCAGCACCGAGGCCCUAAGUCUAUGGAAAGUGCCAGGGUGCACCAGAGUGUGACCACCAUUGGUCAGUGUCCAGCUGGUAGGCUUAAGAAGCCCUUCUCUCCACUCUGCCUGGGCUGGCCUGUCCUUCAGCUUCUACUCCCAUGUCCCAGCCCCCCCAAUUCCCUGUAGCCAAUAUACUGAGGACCUUUGUGUGUUUGGAAGCUGGGGGCUGAAGGCUUGGGAGACACCCAAUGGUGGUCGGCUUUCCUUGCUCUGAUGACUUGACCAUUGCCGUAAGUUGUGGCCUUCCUAUGGUUAUGGAGCUGGAGGACAUAAAUCAGGCACAUGAUGACAACCUUGCCUUUUCCGCGGGAGACGCAAUAGAGAUGAGUUUUCAAGCACUUUAUCCAGACUCUAAAAUCCUCUCAUUUUCCUCAAGUGAGGACUUUGUCAAAACCCUUACAGGUAGAAUGGCCUCCCCUGAGCAUAUCAGCUUGAAAAAAACUUGCAUAGCCUGGCCGCAUGGCAUUUUUAUCACCUCAAAAAUGAGGUGAGGUGAGGUCAGGCAGCUGCAGGGUGUCUCGUGAUUGGAGGGUCCAUGCCACAAGGUGCUUAAACACUUGUGGCUCUCCCCGAUCAAGCUGAGAUCCAAGAGAGGCCGGGCCCCACCCCACCCAACUGACCCAAGCUCUAGGGUAUCUUCAUGAUGCAUCCAGGGUGAAGGGUUUCUGGGCACAGUGCCGGACUCUGGCCUUCACGCUGCCCGUCUGCAGCAGGCCCCUGUCUGUCCUGCAGCACUCUCGCCUCAACCUGCACCGUCCCUCGGCUGCAGGAAGCCUUGAGUCCUAGGCAGGCUCAAGAAAGGGACAUGCACAAACCAUUCAGGCGAGGUUAGAGAUGGCUCCGCUAACAGGUCUAUCUUACGGACACAGAAACCACACAACUUGAUGCUCCAGGGUGGGUGAGAACCCGUGACUCCCAGAACAAGACUGUUAGAUGACAGGUCAGUCUGCAUUCACCUUUGCAGAGCCCCACACAGUCCACAUGAGGACUAGGAAUGCUCAGCUCCAGGCUUACAGCCACUAGGUGAUGUUCUUGCGAUUUGUCUUGUCUCUUCUGGGUCCCUUAGCUCUGCCUCAGUGGUGACCUAGUAUACUAGGAACCCCAGGCAAUAUGUGGAUUCCAUAAAGCAAAAACUGUCAUUCUCCACAUUUGCACAUUUGUCUUGGAAGCUUUUUCUUUUCUUUCUUUUAUUAUUUUUUCUCUUUCUUUUCUUUUUUUCUUUUUUUCUGAUGUCUGAACUGGGUCCAACUGUGAUCAUUUGGGAGGAGAUGCUCUCACUCCAGGUUUGCCUGGUCCUGCCCCAUCACCACCACCAAAAAACAAAACAAAACAAACAAAUAAAUAAAAAAAAAAAGCCAGUACCUUCUAAGACAUCCUUCAAGUGUCUGCCUAGGGGCAGGAAGAUGCUGAUGUGAACCCACUGUGGGCAUCAACUCUACUUUGAGGAAGGCAGGGUGGGAGGCCCCAUCACGAGGACUAAAGGUCUCAAGGAGGCCAUGAUAAAAUGAAAUGCUUGCAACUAACCCUGGAACAGAAAGCUCAUGUCGGAUCUUCUGUCCCCCACUUCUGCUAGAGCAGCUGCAGCUGAUGCAGAAAUUGCUUUCAGGCCCCCAGAGACCAGUUUGUACAACUUGAAAGUUUGUAUUUAUUUAAUGUACCUCAAGGUGUUUUCAUAAUGAUCAGUGUUUUAAUAAAAAGUAUUUCUGGUCACUGAGGUCUAACUGGGACAAAGAGGGUCCUGGAGGGGCUGGAUCUGGUGGGCCACCACAACUUUCCACCCAAAACUCAGUGCCAGGGACUGAGGAGCAAAGACAGUCCCCUGUGCCUACAGGUCCAAACCACAGCUGCCCCUCUGUGGACCUGACAUUCAAAAGAACCUGGAAGUGUGGUAUAAUCUGACAUCUUCCAUUUAAGGUUCUGAACUUGUGUACCAGGGGCAAGGUGGGUAAAGAACUCAUUGGACAAUCAUGACGACCUGAUUUGGAUUCCAGGAGGAGGGGAGGUGAUCCUGUAGCCCCACUGCUGGGAUGUGCAGACCAGCAGGAUCCCAGGGGCUUGCCAGGUGGCUAGCCCAGCUGAAAGAGCAAGCCCCAGGCUCCGUAAAAGGCUCUGUCUCCAUAGACAAGAUUAGGUGUGACAGAGGAUAACAUUCCACACGUGCACAGAUGGUCACUCGUGCCUGCACACAGGUGAAAGAAAACCCAUGUACACCCCACACCCACUGUGUAACAGUUGGUGGAUGUGGUACCCUCAUCUCAUCCCAGUGCAUCUGUCCGGAGCUGGGCACAUGCUUGUCCAGGACACACAAGGGCAUUCUGCUUGGCGGGCAGCAGGUGCCAGCUCCUCUGCUCUGUAGCUUUCACCCCAGGG
Messenger RNA from Microtus oregoni (creeping vole), 5437 nucleotides. RefSeq names its product family with sequence similarity 189 member A1 (gene Entrep2). Gene Ontology annotation, cellular component: membrane. The coding region runs from base 247 to 1794 and encodes 515 amino acids. The record is from RefSeq and is a predicted model, not a curated record. The transcript has 10 exons. NCBI's taxonomy places the organism in Eukaryota, Metazoa, Chordata, Mammalia, Rodentia, Cricetidae.